AACUGACGGAAUAAAACCCUCGUCGCCUGUUCGAAAUCUCAAAGGGGCUAAAUUAGAGUAGAACCGUGGAAGGGAGAGAUGCAUCUAUGGCCGUCUCAAAAGAUCAGGAACUAUUACAGCUGCGCUUACGUCUCGAAGUUCGAAUGGAAUCUGAAACAAUUAAGGCAAAGCAAAGCUGCUACUUCAGUAUGCGCCUCCGACGACCGCUGCGUGAUCCGAGAAGCUCUGAUCUCCUCCUCUUCUCCGAUGCCUUCAUCAUUGGAACAGAGAAAGGAUGCCGUUGAUCCUUUUUCGAAGAUCAUCAGACUGGUCCUCCUCUCCUGCUGCUGCUGUUGCUGCUUUUUUUGCACAGCUUGCCCAGACGAGGAACAAAAGUGAAGUGCCGAUCAUAUAAUUCUGCCAUGCUGAAAAGUGAAUAAAUAGUUGUUGCCUGUGAAAGGUUUGUGAAGGCAAUGAUCAAAUUUCGUUCUUCCAAGUUGAUUAGUGAAACUGAACUUAUUUGUAAAUAAUUUUUCUUUGAAAUUCAUUAUGUUCUUUUCAGUUUCCAAGGCUUCAUAUUUACUUAGAUAGUAAUACAGCUCUCAUGUCUCUGUAAUGUAUUCAUUGUAGGAAUAAUUGAAGCAUGAAAUAAGUUCAGGUUUUAUGAAAAA
Messenger RNA from Dendrobium catenatum, 650 nucleotides. RefSeq lists its product as uncharacterized. The coding region runs from base 79 to 378 and encodes 99 amino acids. The transcript is spliced from 2 exons. The record is from RefSeq and is a predicted model, not a curated record. Lineage: Eukaryota; Viridiplantae; Streptophyta; Magnoliopsida; Asparagales; Orchidaceae.